Messenger RNA from Cladocopium goreaui, 630 nucleotides. The record is from the annotation of a GenBank genome assembly. NCBI's taxonomy places the organism in Eukaryota, Dinophyceae, Suessiales, Symbiodiniaceae.
AUGGCACAUGGAAGGUUUUCCACCCGGCAGGUUUGGAACAGUGCGAAUGAGCUGGUCCAGGCCUACUCCAUAGGUCGAAGUGAAGCUGCAGCAGCACUCAAUCUUCUGAACUCAGUGGCCCCAUCGGUGUGUGAAGAGUUGUCAAACUUGGUGAAGCAGCACAGCAUGCAAAAGUUUCUCACACACGAAGCUAUUGCAGCGGGAGUUUUCAAUGAAGGGACGUGCUGCGCAACCAGCUCUCAAUCCGAGUGGGCUGACGUUUUGACAGUGAAUCGACAGAACUUGACCUGGUUGAUCCAAAGGAUGUCCAGCGACUUCAACAGCCAGCAUACCAAGAUGCGAAAGCCCUGGAGUUCGAAGGAGCUGGAACCUUUGCAGCGAGCUUGCUGCGCCUUUGUUGCUUCCUGUGUGGCUUUCAGAUCCAAAUACCCGAGCGACUUUGUGAAGACAGAGAUGCCUGCUAUCAACAAAGGGUUCUUGCUCCGGCACGGCGACGCCGAGAUCCUCGCCAUGAUGGACGACAGUGCCCCGCCAAUUGACCUGAUGCGCAUUGGCCUUUUCCGUGUGGCCAUCAUGAAAUUCCAGAAGAAGGCCAGAGCCAAGACAGUUUGCCCGAAGUCAUUCCUUUAG